GCAAUUGAGAGCCAGAAAUGUUCCUUCUGGAUUAUACCUAAUUUGCAUUCUCUAUUCCCAGAAACCAUUGCCUGGUAUAUAAGACUCCCAAUACCAGAUGGGUAUCUCCUCAAGGAGGCACAUUACCCACUCAAACCAUAAGCUAUUUAGCAAGAAACCUGACCUAUGUAGACAAUAUUAUUGCAUUACAUUUCUGAAGUGGACCAGCAUCACCCCGUUCCAAUAAGUGUAUGGAGCAAAUGUUUGGAGACAAAAAACGUGACGUGUAGACUUUUAACCUCUGAAAUAGUUCAGAACAUGAACUUUUCUUUAAUUUUCAAAUGAGAGAAGUUCAGAGAAAAUGAAAAGAUGUCCCCUCUGGUGACCAGUGACAGCAUUGCUUCCACUCCCUGCAUUGCCUGGAAGACAGCUGAUUAAUUGCUGUACUCUUAUAUGUAAUGUUACCCUUCAUAGAGCACUAAUGAAUGGAGACAGUGGACUGAUGGGGGUUGUGUAUAUGACUUCCCCAGAAACAAUGCUCACAGCUCAAAGGAGGGCUUUUUUUUCAGACCGUAAGCGCUUUUUAUUUUUUAAAAGCUGCAUUUGUUAGGGAUGUGUCACAUGGUAGAACUUGGAGGAUGUGUUUUUCCAUGUACACAGUCUUCAGGAGAGCGGAAUCUCUGCCCUUGUGACUGACUGGAUGAAGGGAAGAAAUAACAACAAUCCUCCUCUGUUACUUGACAAAUGCCCCUGUGUUACCCUGUAACUCUAUUAUAUCACUAUGGCAGGGAAUCUGGAAGAUGAAACACUACCUUUACAUGUUGAAGACACUGGUGAAAUGUUACCCAAGUCUCGACGAGCCCUCACUAUUCAUGAAAUCACAGCUCUUGCUCGCUCCUCUCUGCACGGAAUCUCACAGGUGGUAAAGGAUCAUGUGACCAAGCCUACAGCAAUGGCUCAGGGACGAGUGGCUCAUCUCAUUGAAUGGAAGGGCUGGAGCAAACCCAGUGACAAUCCUGCUGCUUUGGAGACUCACUUUAACUCGUACUCACAUUUAAGUGAAGGAGAACAGGAAGCCAGGUUUGCUGCAGGAGUAGCUGAGCAGUUUGCUAUAGCAGAAGCUAAACUCCGUGCUUGGUCAUCAAUUGAUGGCGAAGACUCCACAGAUGACUCUUAUGAUGAGGAUCUGCAACCUUCUAUGGAACAUUCCCAGCCUGCAGAUUUCCUGAGUCCAGUACAGAAGGAUAUGGUGUCUUCACGUUUAUGCUGCUGUGACAGUGACUCCUCACGCACCCUGUCUCCCGAAACUCUUUGCUCCAGUCUGUGCAGCUUAGAUGAGGAACAGCUGCUCUUGGGGUCUCCAGCUCAGAUUGUGGAAGAGUCUUUACUCAUAAAACCACAGUCAGGUCUAGGUCCAUAUGAUCGUCUCCAAGAUUUGGAAUGUGAGGACUCUUCAUACUCUGUGUCUUUUUCAGAGUCCUGCUUAAGUCCAAGUGAAGACGAGUUGCUUUCUUUUCCUACACUAAACCGGGGUACUGGGGUGCUCACUUUGCGUAGGAAGGGCUCUGAUGUGGUAUCUUCUGGUGUUGUAUCACUAGAAGAAGAUGAGGAGGACCAACCCUAACCUAAGAUGAAACUGCCACCCUCUCACUGUCCCAGUCUCCCUUUUUUUUCUGAAUUACAGUAUCACUUGACUUCAGAGAAUCAUGGACUAACCAGAGGGCAUUAACUCAUAAAACCAUAUAUUUUCAAUAUACUUAGUUAUGGUUUGUUAAUUUGUACCAUCUUGAUUUUUCUUUUUCUUUUAAUUUUUUUUUCUCCAUAUUUUUAUUUAUUUAUUUUUUUACUUUUUUUUUUGUAAUUUCUUUAUAAUUUUUCAUUUAUAUCCCUACGUUUAAUUGCCUGUUUGGUCUAUUUUGCAUGAUCCUGCCCUAGGGCAUCGGUUGAGUGGAGGGCCUUAAAGCUGUUGUCUGCAUGUCUUGCAUCCCACUUUAUGACAACUCCAACUGAUGCCACCUUCAGCCUGAUUUUUGUGUUGGUGGUAAUUUCUGGUUUAGGAACAGUGGCAACAUGGCUUGUCCCUGUCAUUUCCCUGAUCUACUCGCAAUUCUGUGGUUCUCUCAGCACUACAGAAUUCAGGUACCAAGGAGGAACAUGUGGAGAUGGCAUGGAUUCUGUAACAUUAGUGCAGCCUCAGGACUGUACAAGGACUUGUGGAGCUCCGGUGACACUGUGGGGACCCUCCUCCCUGUGGGCUCUGUGGGCGCAUGCUUUGUGCAGGGGAGACCCUUCUUUUCUAGCAUUUUGUACGUGUCUGUUUGCUGCUCUUGGAAGGUCUUGUGCGGUAACAUCAAAAGUUUGUAACUCAUUUUCCUGCGUCUAUGAAAAUAUAUGACCGGCUGUGUAUAUAUAUAAAAAAAAAAUAUAUAUA
Hyla sarda is the source of this 2410-nucleotide messenger RNA. RefSeq names its product family with sequence similarity 131 member A (gene FAM131A). The transcript is spliced from 5 exons. The record is from RefSeq and is a predicted model, not a curated record. Lineage: Eukaryota; Metazoa; Chordata; Amphibia; Anura; Hylidae. The coding region runs from base 761 to 1603 and encodes 280 amino acids.